Molecule: messenger RNA, 1009 nt
Organism: Rhodamnia argentea
Lineage: Eukaryota; Viridiplantae; Streptophyta; Magnoliopsida; Myrtales; Myrtaceae
Product: remorin-like
Exons: 5
Coding region: 193-810 (205 amino acids)
Source: RefSeq, a predicted model, not a curated record
UUUUUACCAAACUUACAACCCACCUAGGAGUUUCCAGCACUAUCGAGAACAGCCUGUUUCCAUUUUUUUGUCUCCUCUCUCGACUCUUGACUUUUUGGGUUCUGGGCUUAAUUGCAGCGAGUCUGAAAGUUUUUCAUCAGACUUUUUCCCUGCUUUUGGUAAGUUUUGGGGGCUGAAUUGGAGGAGUAACUGAUGGCAGAGCAAGAGAAGAAAGCAGAAUCUCAGGCACCACCCCCACCGCCGCCACCGCCGCCACCAACAACACGACCACCACCACCACCACCACCUCCUGAAGAAAAGACUUCUCGUGCUAAGAAAGAAGAAAAAGAUGCUCCUGAGAAAAAUGUUUCGCCAGCUGUUGCAGAGAAAUAUUCACCUGCAGUCCCUCGAAAGGUAGCAGAUCCUGCGGAGAAAAAUUCAGGGGGAUCAAUUGAUAGAGAUGCUGUUCUUGCAAGAGUUGAAACAGAGAAAAGGCUGGCCUUGAUCAGAGCAUGGGAGGAGAGUGAGAAAACCAAAGUAGAGAACAAGACAUAUAAGAAGCUCUCAGGCAUUGGAGCAUGGGAAAACACAAAAAGAGCAGCUGUGGAGGCAGAGCUAAAGAAAAUGGAGGAAAAACUGGAGAAGAAGAAGGCGGAAAAUGCGGAGCUGAUGAAGAACAAGAUAGCCGAGAUUCACAAGGCAGCAGAGGAGAAGAGGGCGAUGGUCGAAGCCAAGAAAGGCGAGAGUUUCAUCAAGAUUGAAGAGACUGCGGCGAAGUUCCGGGCCACUGGCUACACUCCUAGAAAGCUUCUGGGGUGCUGCACCAGCUGAAAAUUCCCAUGGACAUACGAAAUUCUACUUGAUGUUUUAAAAGAAAUACAAAAAAUAAUGGAUCUUUUAAGUGAUUCUGCAUUUUGCUUUGGUCUUUGGUGUUUUCAUGAUAUUUCUUGUGCAUAGGCACUACGAUGUUGAUGUGUUCUUUAUGAGACAAAAUGGAUUUAUAUGGUGAUCUCACGGAGAUUGGCUACAA